Messenger RNA from Micropterus dolomieu (smallmouth bass), 1920 nucleotides. RefSeq names its product cathepsin K (gene ctsk). Gene Ontology annotation, molecular function: cysteine-type endopeptidase activity. The record is from RefSeq and is a predicted model, not a curated record. Gene Ontology annotation, biological process: immune response. The coding region runs from base 128 to 1120 and encodes 330 amino acids. The transcript has 8 exons. NCBI's taxonomy places the organism in Eukaryota, Metazoa, Chordata, Actinopteri, Centrarchiformes, Centrarchidae. Gene Ontology annotation, cellular component: lysosome.
CCUCCCCAGACCAGGAGCUCCCAUUUUACUUCCUCAAAAUUCAACCGAUAUAAACUUACACUCUGACUGACUCUGACAGUGUUAGACUCAGAGGACUUCGCGAACUCUUUGACUUGUGGACUUAAGGAUGUUGCAGUGUGUCUGUGUGUUGCUGCUGGCAGCCUCGGCUCUGGGCCGCCUGGAUGAAGCCUCUCUGGACAUCCAGUGGGAACAGUGGAAGGUCACACACAUGAAGGAAUACAAUGGCCUGGAUGAAGAGGGGAUCCGCAGGGCCAUUUGGGAGAAGAACAUGCGUAUGAUUGAAGCCCACAAUGAGGAGGCAGCGCUGGGUAUACACUCCUACGAGCUGGGGAUGAACCACCUGGGCGACAUGACGUCAGAGGAAGUGUCCGAGAAGAUGACCGGCCUGCUGGUCCCGAUGGACCACGAGCGCAGCUUCACCAUGGCUCUGGAUGACAAGGUGUCCAAGCUUCCCAAAUCUGUUGACUACCGCAAGAAGGGCAUGGUGACUCCAGUGAAGAACCAGGGUUCCUGUGGCUCCUGUUGGGCCUUCAGCUCAGCCGGGGCCCUGGAGGGCCAGUUGGCCAAGCAGACGGGUAAGCUGAUAGACCUCAGUCCCCAGAACCUGGUGGACUGCGUCACAGAGAACGACGGCUGCGGAGGAGGCUACAUGACCAAUGCCUUCAAGUACGUGCAGGAAAACGGAGGCAUCGACUCUGACGAGGCCUACCCAUACAUCGGAGAGGAUCAGCCGUGCCGUUACAAUUCAUCAGGCAUGGCAGCCCAGUGCAAAGGCUACAAGGAGAUCCCAGUGGGCGACGAGCAUGCGCUGGCUGUCGCACUGUAUAAAGUGGGUCCAGUAUCUGUGGGCAUCGACGCCACGCUGAGCACCUUCCAGUUCUACACCAAAGGUAUUUACUAUGACCGCAACUGUAACAAAGACGACAUCAAUCACGCCGUGCUGGCAGUGGGCUAUGGAGUCAACACCAAGGGGAAGAAGUUCUGGAUUAUCAAGAACAGCUGGGGCGAGGGUUGGGGCAAAAAUGGCUUCAUCCUGAUGGCACGCAACCGUGGCAACCUCUGCGGCAUCGCCAACCUCGCCAGCUACCCCACUAUGUGAAGAGACUAGCGUGAAGCUCAGAGGAAGACAAGGGUGGACGUAGGGGCUUUGCUCAGACUACUACACACACAAAUACACUUGGAAAUGUACACAGAGUUCAUUCCAACAUGUCAGCAACCACUACAAAAAAUUAAUGAAAGGUUUACCUUUAUCAUAUAUAUACAUAUAUAUCCAUAUUUUGGAUUAUCCAUACAGUAAAAAUAAAUUAAUGUAGGACUUUUGGAAUGAACCUUCCCCAGUGAUAAAAAGGGCUACAUGUUGAGAAGUGUUGGAUCCCAAUGUCCAAAAAAAUGUCUAAAUGGGACGUUUGGUCAUCUUGAAUAAAUUGAAGCACUUUAAACCCCUUAAGUCUUUCGGUUUAAUCUCCGAACCAGCCGACUUCCACUUUUGUCUGCUUCAUAAAGAAACACAUACAGUUUUAGUACCUCCAGGUGUUAGUAACCCUACCCUACAUCACCGGUUGGCUUUGCGUCAAAGUGCCAAUUUGAAUCUACAAACCUACCAGGCACAACCAACAUUUCACCGGAUUUGACUUGUAGUCAGUGACAGUUUCAUUCCCUAGCUUUAAUUACAGUUUGUGUGCAAACUAACAGAGUUUAGAUUCAGUGUGACAGGAAACAUUGCUGGGCAAUGGGACCUCCUCCUUUCCUGUCGACGCAGAGUCACUUCCUUUAGAAUUUUAACCAGUUCUUCUCUUGAUCGUGUCGACUUUUGGUGUUUUUGUUCUGUUCAGCACUUUUCUGAUGAUCAAACGGUAAAGUGAUGUUUUCUAUGAUAUUGAAUAAAGGUUUCAUUUUGAA